CCGGGGCAGCCCUGCCGCGCUUUUGACUUUACCCUUAUUUCCACUCCGUCCUCCCUCGAGCUCUGGCUGCUCCUGGACUGCUGUAGCGAUAUUUCCCCUUGGAAGGUGGUGAGGGGGUGGCGCAGCAGCCGUGGCCAGGCCGCGGGGUACUCCAGCUUUGGUCCGCACCAUUGUCCUGGCUCGCACCAUGCCCUGUGUCCCUCAUGUUGCGCUUCACUGCCGAGGGAGUGGUUUUUGAAAUAACGCGUGAACAUUGCCUGCAGAAAAAGGGGAAAGAAACGAGGCCGGGAGGAAGAGAGCCCACUCAGCUGCUGAGUGGGGCAGCGGCAGUCUGGGGUUAACAAACCGUGAAGGAAGAAUAAGGGAAUCCUGAAGCAGCAGCCAACUGUUUGCUCCUGGACUUUGUCCAAGGGGAUUGUUUGCACACCAGUGCUCUCUCCUACCAGUGGGAGACCAUGGAAGGGAAGGACACAUCACCAAGUCAUACCUCGGAGAGCACCAUAUUGGACCUCCCCUCUGUUUGUGACCUAGCAGAGCACUUUCCACCUCCACACAGCUCGGAAAACAGCGAGGAGCUUUAUCCUUCUGGGGAUGUUUUUCCCUCUCAAUCCACAGGUGCCAGCACAGUUCCAGUGGAAAAAGACCAUACUGAAGAAACGGUAACCAGGUGCAUAGUGGAGGUUCUGUCCAACGCUCUGUCUAAGCCAAAUGCACCCCCCAUUAAUCCUGAAUGCAAAGAAAUCCUGAAGAAGAGUGAUAAAAAUGACAGAGAGAGAAGUGAAAACAAACAGCAUGAAGUUAGGCAUUCCAAAGACCCAGCAGAGACCGAAAAACAUCCUACUGAGAGCGUGGAGGAAGAACAAAGGCAGGCAGAAGAGGAAUCUAAAAAGUACAUGGAAGGAGGUGAUGAGAAACUUGCUCUCACGAGCAAGGAAGGCAAAAGCAAGGAAGAGGAGGCCGGACACCACACACCUGCUCAGGAUGAGACACUUCACAUGGAAGAAAAAAAGUACUACCAGGAAACUGGGAGAGAGGAGGAGAGGAAUUACCACAGUGAAGAGGAAAGCAAAGACAGCAAGUGUUGUGAAGAUGUAGAGGCUGCUGUUCUCACCAAGAAGUCCCACUCUGAGGGCAUGAACAUGGAUGAGUUGCGUGGUGGGAGUUAUCAGAGCCCCAGGGGCCACUGGCACCUGGAGGAGGGAAUGCAGAGCCCUUACAAACAAAUUCGGGAAGGUGAAGAGGGAGAGGGAGAAAGGAGUGAGAAAUACCACCAUGAGUCUCAGGAACGUGGUUUCUCCAACCAGCAGGAGCAUGAAGAAUCUGAGGAGAGUGAAGAAAGAGAGGAGGGAAAGGAACCCUACAAACCAAAAGGUUCUCAUGGGAAGCACAGAGCGGGUGACUCCUAUGUAGAGAAGAGAGGCCACGGUGGUGAGAGGGGGGAGCCAGCUGGGGUAUCACACCUAAGGGAGACCAAUCUCUGGGAGCAGUGGAAGCAUGGUCAGAAACAUCAGGAAGAGUCUGAGGAGAAGAGUGGCUCUCCUGGGAGGCGUGGGCCUGAGGAGCUGCAGGAGGAGAGGCCUGCAGAGCAGGGCAGUGAGGAGCACAGGGACAGCUGGCAGCAGAGCCAGGAGAGCAGGGAAGAGGAAAACAAGAGGCGUCACCGCAGUGAGAAAUGGCCUGAGGAGAGGAGGCACCAUGAUGGAUCACAGAGUUCUGAGGGGAGGAUGUACCUUGCUGAUGAAAAUGAGGAAGAGAUGGACAGGUAUCUCAGCAAGGAAAAGCAGCGGCGUCUGGGAGGGAAAUCCCACUCAGGGAACAGGGAAGAGGAAGGGUCACAAAGGGCCUAUGCUCAAGAGCACCAGGGGCAGGCCAGGAGGCACUACAGCACUGAGGACAGCCUGGAAGAGGAGGAGGAAGUGGAAAAGAAGCAUCACAGCAGUGAUCAGGUGGAAAAUGAAGAGAAGGAAAGAUUUGCAGAGCGAGAAGAGUACAGAGGCCAUCUCCCUGCAGAGAAAGAGAAGAGAACUGCAGCACCCUACAGGCCUUUCUACCCACUGCUGUGGUGGAAAAGUCGGCACUUGGACAAAAGGGAUGGUGCAGGGGAGCAGCUUCUGGAGGGCAGGGCAGAAGGCAGGCCUGCUCUGAGUGAGAAGAGUAUUUUCCCUGAAUACAGUGACUAUGAGCGCUGGUCAGAAAAGCAAAUCCAGAGCGCUUUGAACCAUGGGCACACCGCGAAGAGGAAUCCUGGCAAAACAAACAGGUACGAUGUGGAAAGGCAGUACAAGAAGAUGGAUCAACUUGCACAACUUCUGAACUACAGGAAGAAGUCAGCUGAACUCCCAGAGCUGUACAGCUCUGGAGAAGACCUGAAGAAACAUCACGUAGCUGGGAAUGACAGAAGGAGCCUAAGCCAGAGGCCCCUCACAGAAGAGGAGGAAAAGCAGCUGGAAAACUUGGCCACCAUGGAUCUGGAGCUGCAGAACAUAGCAGAGAAGAUUAACAGCCUCAGGAGAGGCUGAAGGUGUCCUUGUAAUACCUGUGUUCUGUGGUAAAUUCACUGCCCCUGGAUUGUUUGCCCUAAACCCAGGAAAUUCUAUUCACUGUCCAUUCUCGUGUAGUGAUUUACACAGCUCAAAGUGUCUUUAAUUUGCUGUUAUGCUCCUGAGACCUGAAUGGCAUGAAUUUUAGUAAUAUAACCUUUCAUGUGGGCAGGUAUUUUUAAUAUGCUUUUGGAGAUAAUUGUGUUAGUGUUCUUCAGGAAUAUAUUUGAGUUUGCAAUAAUAAAAAUCAUUGAUCUUGGACCAAA
Molecule: messenger RNA, 2806 nt
Organism: Sturnus vulgaris (Common starling)
Lineage: Eukaryota; Metazoa; Chordata; Aves; Passeriformes; Sturnidae
Gene: CHGB
Product: chromogranin B
Cellular component (GO): secretory granule
Source: RefSeq, a predicted model, not a curated record